GAUAUUUUAGCUGUAUGCUAAAAUGCAUUAGCUUAGUCACACCAGGCAUGUCUCCUGCAAUUUCUGAGGGGAAUAUCUUGGUAUUCAUGGCAAAUAGCACACAAUAACAAGAACUGUAGCUUGUAAAACCUGUGAUACCAGGUGCAGACUUCUUAGAGGGGAGCAUCAAUGUAAUUAUUAUUUGGAAGAUAGUUGCUUUGGCUGGCAAACCUUUAUAUAUAUCUAAAUAUUUCUGUAAAAUGCACUGAAAAAAAUAAGAGUCAUUCCCAUUUUGCAUCUCGUUCCCAGCUCCUUGUGGUCAAAAUGAAACCAGAGAAGAUGGCAAAAUAAUCCAGCUACCUCCCUGCAAGACAGGAGCAUGGAUUGUUCCUGCCAUCAUGGCCUGUUACCUCUUGGUUGCAAACAUCCUUUUGGUGAACCUGCUUAUUGCUGUUUUCAACAAUACAUUUUUUGAAGUCAAGUCCAUAUCCAAUCAAGUGUGGAAGUUUCAAAGGUAUCAGCUAAUCAUGACAUUUCACGAAAGACCUGUUCUCCCACCACCUCUGAUCAUUUUCAGCCAUAUGACUAUGAUAUUCCAACACCUCUGCUGCAGAUGGCGGAAGCAUGAAAGUGACCCGGAUGAGAAAGACUAUGGAUUAAAACUUUUCAUAACUGAGGAUGAACUGAAAAAAGUCCAUGAUUUUGAAGAGCAGUGCAUAGAAGAAUAUUUUAGAGAAAAGGAUGACAGAUUCAAUUCUUCCAAUGAUGAAAGAAUCCGUGUCACUUCAGAAAGGGUAGAGAACAUGGCCAUGCGACUGGAAGAAGUUAAUGAGCGAGAGCACUGCAUGAAGGCAUCUCUGCAGACUGUUGACAUUAGGCUUGCUCAGCUGGAAGAUAUGAUGGGACGAAUGGUGAUCGCCCUAGAAAAACUGACUGGCAUAGAAAGAGGUGAGACAACCAAGAUACGAUCCAGGACCUCAUCCGACUGUACUGAUGCAGCCUACAUUGUGAGGCAGAGUAGCUUCAAUAGCCAGGAAGGAAAUACUUACAAGCUUCAAGAAAGCAUAGAUCCCACUGGAGAGGAAUCCAUGUCCCCAACAUCUCCUACGAUCACACCCCGCAUGCGAAGCCACUCUUUCUAUGCAACAAACAUGAAGGACAAGUGUGGGCUGGAAAAGUUUGAAAGCAUUUUUAAGGAAAGGUCUCCAAGCCUGCAUCGAGCUAUCAGUUCCCACUCGAUAGCAAAAGAAGGAAAGAUUCCUUUAGCCCCUACCAGCACUUUGUCAAUUGCCCCAGACUCCAGAAGGCCUUCGUCUUGUAUUGACAUCUACGUUUCUGCCAUGGAUGAGAUGCAUUCUGACACGGAGCCUCUCGACAGCUCCAUAAAUAUUCUUGGUACCGGAGAUGCAGCUUUGCAGGCUCACAUAGCCUCUUCCAUUUUGGCUAACAGUGCGUACAUUAGCAGUACACCUGGUGAAAAAAUCUCUGGCAGGAGUCUUGAUUGUGAGGAAACCUCUGGAAUAGAAACAAGAGCAUUUUCUUCAGACUAUUCACAAAUUACAGAUUGUCAAAUCCCCUGGGAUUCAGACCCUCCAUUGUAUCAUGCUUUAGAGCGAUCUAAAAGCAGUCGUUAUCUGGCUACAACUCCAUUUAUUCUAGAAGAAACACCAAUUGUGAAAUCUCACAGUUUUAUGUUCUCUCCAUCUCGGAGCUGCUUCAGCAGCCUUGGUGUCCCAGUCAAGACUGCGGAGUACACAAGUAUUACGGACUGUAUUGACACAAGGUGUGUGAGUGCUCCCCAGGCCAUUGCAGAGAGGGCCAGUUUCCCGGGAAGUCUUGGAGGCAAAGUGGAGGACUUGGGAUGUUGCCACCCAGAGAGAGAAGCUGAACUAAGCCACCCGAGUUCUGAUCAUGAGGAUAUUGAGGCCAAAGACAAAAAGGGGAUCCCCUUAUCUCCUCAAGAUGGCAAUGCUACAAGAGCUCUGCCCAACAGCAUCCCAAUUCCUAAAAUAGAGCGGGCUAACAGCUACUCUGCAGAGGAGUCCAACAUGUUAUAUGCACAGCACACACGAAAGAGCUACUCUAUCAGUGACAAACUUGACAGACAGCGAAAUGCAACAGGCCCGCGAAACCCCUUCCAGAGGAGUAAGUCCUCAAGGCCAGAGAGCAGGGGGGACAACGUGUCCAUGAGGAGACUGUCCAGAAUGGGAGCUUUCCGCAGCUUUGAAAACAAGCACAGCUAGGCCUAGACAAAGCUCACCAGCAGUCCAAGGGUCACCUGCUCUCCAGUCCGUCUUUCUCAGCAGAACUUAAAAAAUCCCUCUUGUCACUCUUUGCCAACUCCAGUUGGCUUUAGGCACUGGUCAAGAGAGCACAUUGUUGGUCUCAGCAUUGCCCACUGAGUUACUGCAUCUUGACCCAGUUGACAUUUGCACUUAAGGAAGAAGGGAGGGAUUAAAGCUCUAUAAAGUUUUCAGUAAACAGCAGUUAUAACAAGCCCCUUUAUGAAGUCACAAGAAAUGAAUUAGUAGGUUCAGAAAUCUGCCUUUUAUUAGAAAGCAUCCUAAGGUCUUUGAUCAUUAUUAAAGUUUUCAGGAUGCAGGAAUUAACUGGCAAAAGACAUGUACAAGUUAGAUGUUCUAAACUUCAAUCACAGCUUCUUUUUCAUCUGUUUCACCAUUGUGAUGGCUGAUGAAAAGCAUAUAUUUCUGUAGUAAAUGGCAGCAAACAAACCUAAAGUCUCCCAAAUCCCAUGCAUCCCACACUUCUGGAGAUGAAGAAAAAUGAACAAGAUAACAACCAUAAUGUUCACUUGUCUCUUUUUGUAUCAACUUCUAGUGCCACAAAAAGUUUGUAUUUUCAAGAGCAGAAAGGGAAAUGAAAUGUCUUUUGUACUGCAACUUAAAUGGAGGGAAGAUUUAUGUUAAAAUAUCAGGUGAUAACCUGUAUAAAACAGGCAUUCUAGAUUCUAGUGCAGCUGAGCAAGCUCAGGAUGAAUGUAAUUAAGUGGAAUAGUAUAUUUUUAUUUUUUUAACCACAUUUGUCAUCAGUAUGUUGUCUCACUAAAUCAAAGGAUGUGAUGGAACAGUAAGAACAGGGUGAUCAGAGCACAGCACUGUAAUAUUGUCAGGUUCUCACUGCUCCAUUUCAUUAGGUAUACAACCUGGGGAGAUCUGUCCACAAGGCUGCUGCCAGGCUCUUCUUGCUGUUCUGUUUGAGCUGCCAAUUUUUCUCAUAAUUCACUUACAUUAUUCCUAAAAAUAUGCACCUUUUUUUUUUCAUGAUAACACAGCCAUUAUUGAACAUUUCAAAGUAUACAAGAUGUAUCAAACAGUCUCAGUCCAGAUUAAUGCAAUUAGACUGAAGUUGGUUAAGGGGGAAUGUUCUUGGCAGAGAACUGGAUAGCACUAAAAAGUGUAUAUGCUUUUAAGGUAAGUUAAAGGACCAAAGUGAAACUGUACAUGUCUGUAAACAGCAAAAGCCAUCUGUUGAGACUAGGAUUCCACCAUUCAGCAGCAUACUACAUAAUGUGCAUUUUAGUAGGCUAAAAUCUAUCUAGUUAUGGCUUUUGAUUGAAGAUAGUCAUAAUUCCAUUGACCCCAUACAUCUUCCAAGGGUCCAUAAUGUCAACCAGAAUUUCAAAUGUCUCAUUAGAAGAUACCACAGUGGUCACAGGUGGAAGAGUAUGCAGAAGACAGGAGAAGGGUGGAAAAGCAUAAACGGAAACUGGAAUUAAAAUUUCAUAUCCUUUGUAACAUCACAACUUCUAAGCUUGUAAAGAGCUGAAGCUAAUGCUAUUAAAAAUUAAAACAUCUCUACACAGAUCGACAUGUGUGUAGAACGAACUUCUUUUUGUUAUUAAAAAUGAACAUGUGAUUGGAGUACAUACUUCCCAUUAUUUAAAUGGAAAUUAUCUUCUAAAUCUCUAACGCAGCUUUGAAAAUGCAGGCUGAUAUUUUCUAACUGGGAGCUCACCCUUGGAGACUUUGAGCACCAUAUGAGAGCUAAGUCUGAAAGGCAACAAACCCAAACAUAAAAAUAAUUAUCAGCCUCAAGAAAAGAGGCAAAGAAGAUGAAAAUAUUUAGUUCCUGAGUCACUACAUUGGAAAGUUAAGGAAAUAAAGAAACGCAGCAUGGGGACUUUAAGCACAAUCUGUUUCAUACUUCCUGCACCACCGUGUUCCUUGCUUUCUUCUGUUUGAUCAGGCUUUCAAUGAGCUAAACUCCACCAAGACACCGUGUUUAUGCAAUUGCCUUGCCAUCCAUGUGCAGCAUUGCAGUCACAUGGCAACACUGAGAAAGGUCAGAAACCUUUCUGUGCAUUAUGAAGCAUGCUUGUGACAGGCUGAUUGUUGAAUAGCAAAAUGUCUUAGGGCAAAGGAACUUGUAUUUAACAAUCUGCUUCAAAUGUGCCAACUUUUGAUAGCAGCCUUCUCCUAAGGCUUCUCCAAAUAUGUCUAUCCUUGGUGAGUAGAGGGGGAUAUUCUCACUUUGUUUUCUUUGUUACUUUUACGAAUGUCUGCUGAAACUGUUCAUGGACUCUUCCACUGUCACCGUAAUACUGGCUGACUCUAGAGGAACUUCAGAUUCAGUAGAAAUUCCUCAGCAAUGCAUAGUGAAUUAGUUCAAGGUUUAGGGCUGUCCUCUGGAAUAGAUUUCAUUGCUUAGUUUGUCAGGGUAAAGGAAUUUGCCAAACCCAGAAGCUGUUCAGGAUGCAGCACUUUAUUGAUCUGGAGCACACAUUCCAGGUAAAAUGAAACAGGACACUUUAUUUACCUCUUAAAAUUUGCCAUUAUCUAUAAAAUGUAAAAUCAGAUGUUAAAAGUGUGAUUGCAAGAUGUCGGAACACUACUGCUUCUGAAUGUUUCCCAUUUAUUCUACAAUAUGGUGUCUAUAGAAUAUAUUAUGAUGGAUGUUAGAUUAUUUUAUCUUCACCUAGUUUUUACAAAUUGCAUUAAACUGCUCCUUUCUGAAUUUGUUGGUUAAACACCCUUUCCUUGCAAUGGGACCAGAUUUCCCACUCCCAACAUUACGACCAUUUAGUGAAAGUAGAAGUCUUACCAUCCAUCAUCAUGUAGCUAUAGCAUGUGCCAUAUGACAUAUUCUGUAUCAAAGGAUAGCUUAUGAAAUAUAUAUAUAUAAACACACAUAUAUACAUAACUCCCAUAUAUAAACCAGUAUAGUUGUGACAUGUGGUACUAUUAGUGAACGUUACAGGACAGUAUUCAUAUCACAUUAUGAGGUCUUGUUUGUAGAUCUGUAACAUUCAAUUAAAAUAGCACAUGUUGCAUCGCGCAUUAAGUUCCACUAUCCAAUUAUUAGCUUACAUAUGGAAUAUGCAUUUCUGGUCACAGUGCGUGUUUGGUUUGUUUCACACAUUUCUCUGUAUAGCUCCACUUAAAUGUCUGUGUGAGCUGAUAUAUAAACCUUUAAUGAGCCAAUUUGGGCUCUGACAGGUGAGUUGUGAUAGUGUGAAAGAUGAACUGGCAUGUUAUGCAAAAGAUUAUAAAUGAACUUUAAUAAUAUUUUGAAUCUCAAAUGAACUUAGCUCUUUGUUUACAUAUGUUGGUCAACUGAGGAAGCGUUGUACAAUAUUUUAUAAAUAUUUUCCUAUAGUAAUCUGUUCUGUUGUUUCCAGUUUAAGUGAUGCUAUUCUGCAGUUGGGGUAUACACUUGUCCUAGGUAUUGGAUUAUAGCACAUUAUUCUUUCACAAUAACAGUGUGAUAUGACUGAAGUAGUUUCUCUUCCUUACAGUCCAGUCUUCUUUUGUGUCAAUGAAAAUGCAUGCAUUGUUCCAUGAGUUUCUUUGGACUACUAUGAGACUUAACAUUUUGCUAUUGCCUGCCUGUAAAGAUGAAUCCAGUUAGGAAUGAAUUCAAGCUUUUGGAUGUUUACAUUAUUUCCAUUAUGUUUGAUCUUUAGCAAAGUAAGUGAUUUUUUUUUAUUCUUUUUAAAUUACAAUUGUAUUUUAUGAAAUUGAAAUACUCAACACAAAAUGCGAACCUACAGCAGUGCUCAGACAUUUGGCUCUCUUUUUUUGGAAGAGAUAAGGUGCUACAUUAUUGUUCUUAGCACAAGUGCCAGUUAACAAAUGGCAGUGAGGGGAUAAUUUGAAAAUAUUAUUAAAAACCAAAACGUCCAUUCGUCCACAUAAGGAAAUCCCUCUGGGUUCCAGACGUAGAUUCCUUUUUUUUUUUUUUUUCAUUUUCCAUUUAUAAAAUUUUGGUAAAAAAAAAAAAACAACAAACCUGAUUUGUACCUUUUGUGGAAUGGAUAGCCUUUUGUCAGGGGAUAAAUAUCUUAGGUGUAUUUUUUGUAUGAGAAGAAAAUGAUUCAUUUCUUAGGAACUGCCAGUGCAUGGAAAAUGCAAAUACACAAAUACCUGCUGAAAAGAAGUGCUGGUAGCAGCACACAGCCUUAGUUCAAUGACUGCAGUUGGAGCAACCAAGUAUCUGUCCUGAGAGGAAAAGUUGUCAAAAGUAUUAGCUUAGAGGGAGACAGUGAAACAAAAUUCACUGUAAACACAUGGUACAAAUUUUCAAAACAAGCAUAAAUGUUUUGUAAUGUUGCUCAGGUUAGAUACUUAAGAGGAUCUGAUAAUCACCAGAAGGGAAGAUGUGAGCUGGUCAUUCCUGGAUUUCCCUAGGAAUACUCAAGUAGUUGUGAUGUAUCUCACUUGCUUACAAAAUUACCGUAUAUUUGCAUUUUUGCACAAAUAUGCACAACUGUUUCAACGAAGGCCACGUUUUCAGUUCUGUUAAAAGAUACCAAGUAUAGAUUUCCUUCUUCAAAAGAAAUGGGAAAGCUUCCUAGCAUGAAUUUUCCCUCGUCCACCUCAAACAACAGCAUGAUUCAAACUGGAUAGAAAUAAAUAAAAGUGUUGGGGGUGUCUGCUUACCUAACAAAAACAUUCAUUCCUCUAGGUGUUAUUCACUGGCCUUGCCACACGUUGUCAUAAAAGCAUGAAAGCAUAAUGUUGAAUGUGAAGGGAUGGAGUUUCUGCACCCCAGUAAAGUUAUCGUGCUUUAUGGGCAAUCACAGGUUGAACACUAAAGAUCACACAGGCUUCUCUUCUGAGAUCAACUACAAUUAUGAUUUUAGUGAUGCUGGUGUGAAUCUGCAGAAAAUCCACUGCAGAUUUCAAUAGAGUACUCUAAAUUUUGUCAGAGGAUGGGUUUAUUCUGUGUUUCUAACUCUAUAUUGAGUCAUGACACAGAUUAUCCUAAGUCAUCAUCAAGUAGGAUGCCUAAUAACUGAGCCAUUGAGCCAGACCAGUUAUGAAACAGUGUCUGAUCUUUUAAUGUUUGCUGUAUGCUUUCAGAUCUCUUGUAGAGCCACACAGUACUUAUUUCAAAAAGCUAUUAGGAAAAUAUGUUUGAUUAUGAAAUUGCUGCUGUUUCUGCUGCAGGGAAGUGAUAACUCUUGUUUAUUUUAGUAUUUGGUAGGAAGAGAAAGGGACAGAAGUGAGAAUUGGCUGUGAAAUGAAAUUUAAGCCUGCAGAAGAGUAAAUUAUGUUAAAGUUGUAUCUUUUUUCCACCACUGCAGUUGUUGUACAUGAGGAGAGUCUAUAUGCUGCUGCUGCUGUCUGGAACAGUGUUUGGAAUAUACUAUACUAAUAGCUAUUUAAUCAUUUAUUAUUUGGGCUAUCAUUUGUAAGUGUAUAACAAUCAUUUAUAAAGGGAGAAAAAUUAUUAAAAUGUCAUUUUAAACAAAUUCCUACUAAUAUAAAGCUUUUCAAGUAUGAUUUCUCUAAAUGUAUAUCACUAGGGAAAAUGGUUGUUUCCAAAGGUCUACUGGAUUCACAAUGCACUUUUAGACUGUGUUUAGAUACGUAAUUAAAAGCAGAAGUUGGCAAUUACUGCAGCAGAACUUUCUGAAAUUUCUGUAACAAUUGUUUUGCAAUAAAAAAAAAGAGAUGUAGUUCAAAA
Neopsephotus bourkii (Bourke's parrot) is the source of this 7908-nucleotide messenger RNA. Its product is annotated as transient receptor potential cation channel subfamily M member 3-like. The transcript has 4 exons. Gene Ontology annotation, molecular function: monoatomic cation channel activity. Gene Ontology annotation, biological process: monoatomic cation transmembrane transport; protein tetramerization. The coding region runs from base 378 to 2222 and encodes 614 amino acids. The record is from RefSeq and is a predicted model, not a curated record. Lineage: Eukaryota; Metazoa; Chordata; Aves; Psittaciformes; Psittacidae.